CACAGUCCGUGAAGGCAGCAGCAGCAGCGCGCGGACAGAGAAACGAUCAUGGCUGACGCGGUGUCUGACAGUGAGCAGCAGGCAGCGAAGCAGCCACCCAAACGCCGACGCAUCCUGGACCCUUCAGCCAUCGUCUCUGUUCCCGUCUACUCAAACAAGGUGAGCAGCAGUCUGCAGCUGAAGCCAACGGCAGAAAUGUUCGCUGGAAAAGAAAACUCCGACGACGUUGCAGACGACAGCUUGUGGUCUCCGUUCUCGUCUCCGAAGCGGAGUUCAGCCGUGGUCGUCGGCCUCAGCGACUCGGAGGACGAAGCCGAACACGUGGAGAAGAAAACAGAACCAGCAGCCAUGCGCUGCCCGUCUCCUCCACAGAGUCCGGUCCAGAAACAGUCCCGACAGGCCCAACGGAAGAUCAGCGAGAUUGACCGGAAGCUCCGGGCGGUGAACUACCUCCUGUCUCCCGAACAUCAGGACCGAAGCUCCAGAAGCUCCAGAAGCUCGAGACGGUGCAGCGACGAUGUCCUCGUCGUGAGCUCUAACGACGACGACGUCAUGAUCGUGAACUCCGAUUCGGGGCUCCAGGAUUCUCCAUACAGCUCGUUGGUCCGGGAGAUUCCCCUCAAGAUCCGCUGCCGAACGGACAUCCACAAGAUCCAGGUUCAGUCGUCGACGCCGUUGAGUGAAGUGGUGACCCAGCUGUCCGUCAUCCUCAGGGUUCCUCCUCCUCGCCUCCUGCUGCUGAGGGAGGACGUGGAGCUUCCAACGCACGCCACCGUCGGCGAGCUCGGCCUCGGCAUCGCUGACAUCAUCGAGUGUGUGGUGAUGGCACCGUCACCAGAGGUGGGGGAGACCCAGAGGGACGACAGCAUGAUGAUGGUGAUGAUGGUAGUUGUGUGUGUUUGUGUUGUGUGUUGUGUAGAGUGUGUGGUGAUGGCAUCGUCACCAGAGGUGGGGGAGACCCAGAGGGACGACAGCAUGAUGAUGGUGAUGAUGGUAGUUGUGUGUGUGUGUGUGUGUGUUUGUUGUGUAGAGUGUGUGGUGAUGGCAUCAUCACCAGAGGUGGGGGAGACCCAGAGGGACAACAGCAUGAUGAUGAUGAUAGGUGUGUGUGUGUGUGUUUGUUUGUGUGUGUUUGUGUGUGUUUGUGUGUGUUUGUGUGUGUGUGUGUGUGUGUGUGUUUGUGUUGUGUAGAGUGUGUGGUGAUGGCACCGUCACCAGAGGUGGGGGAGACUCAAAGGGACGACAGCAUGAUGAUGAUGAUGGUGAUGAUGGUAGUUGUGUGUUUGUUGUGUAGAGUGUGUGGUGAUGGCACCGUCGCCAGAGGUGGGGGAGACCCAGAGGGACGACAGCAUGAUGAUGAUGGUAGUUGUGUGUGUGUGUGUGUGUGUGUGUGUGU
Perca flavescens (yellow perch) is the source of this 1396-nucleotide messenger RNA. It is a transcript of the gene nfatc2ip, whose product is annotated as nuclear factor of activated T cells 2 interacting protein. Gene Ontology annotation, molecular function: protein binding. The transcript is spliced from 8 exons. The record is from RefSeq and is a predicted model, not a curated record. Gene Ontology annotation, biological process: cytokine production; positive regulation of transcription by RNA polymerase II. Lineage: Eukaryota; Metazoa; Chordata; Actinopteri; Perciformes; Percidae. Bases 49 to 1191 code for a protein of 380 amino acids.